AACCCGCGGUGAGGCGGAGCCGGGACCGCCCCGCGCCGGCGGCCGCUGAGUGCCCGGGUAGCGGCGGCCGCAGGAGCGGGAGGAGGAGGAGGAGGCGGCGGCGGUGGUACCGUCACCACCGGUUCCCUCCUUCUCCCUUUCACCCUCAGCGCCCGCCCCAGCGGUCGUCAAGCGGCCCGCGCCCUCCCUCCGCGGUCACUUCUCCUCAGCCACCGCCGAGCCGCCGCUUCCGGCCGCAUCCUCUCCCGCCCCCCCACCCUCCUCCUCCCGUCCCACUCCUCACCUCAGGGUUUGCGGGGCGGCCGCCGGGCGAUGAACUCGCUGCUUUUCGGGGAGAUGGCCCGCGCCUUCUCUCCUGGCGUGGCGGCUUCCUCCUGCCCGCUGGGCCCCGGCGGUGCUGGCGGUCCCGGUAGCCCGGCGGCGGCGGGGGGGGCCCCUCCGGUAACGGCAGCGCUUCGGAACGACCUGGGCUCCAACAUCCACCUGCUGAAGGGGCUGAACGUGCGGUUCCGCUGCUUCCUGGCCAAGGUCCACGAGCUGGAGCGGCGGAACCGUCUGCUGGAGAAGCAGCUAGCGGCCCAGCAGAGCGAACGCGAUCGCCGCCUGCGCUACAAAACCUUCUCCCGAGACCAGGCCGUGCAGACCGACUCCGGUACCUCCCCGAUGCUGCCGCCACCGGGUCCCGGCCACGGGCUGGCCGCCGGGCCCCUCUCCUCGCCGCCUCACUACAGCCGAUUGCCUGGGACCAUCUGGAGCUACACCCAGGUGCGGCGGACCGGAGGCGGCGGGCUGGAGACGGUGCAGGGGCCCGGGGUCUCCUGGAUCCAUCCGGACGGGGUCGGGGUGCAGAUCGACACCAUCACCCCCGAGAUCCGCGCCCUCUACAACGUGCUGGCCAAAGUCAAGCGGGAACGGGAUGAGUACAAGAGAAAGUGGGAAGAGGAGCUGACAAGAAGAAUGAGCCUGGAGUCCAUGGUGGAGACCUUGCGGGAGGAGGCACAGGAAGCAGAGGCUCUCCAGGAGGAGUUAAAUGAAAAGAUUGAAAGACUGAAAGCAGAACUUGUGGUCUUUAAGGGUCUGAUGAGUGAUCCCAUGACAGACCUGGACACAAAGAUUCAAGAAAAGGCCAUGAAGGUGGACAUGGACAUCUGCCGGCGAAUCGAUAUCACAGCCAAGCUGUGCGAUGUCGCGCAGCAGCGCAACUCUGAAGACGUUUCCAAGAUAUUCCAGGUGGCUUCCAAGAAGAAGGAACGCAAGCUGACGUCUGAUGAUGACCUCUCUGAGCAGGAUGGGGACAAUGGCAGGUUCUCAGAUGAUGAGGUCAGCUGUUCUUUGAAUAUCACAGAUGAAAUGAAGAGGAUGUUCAAUCAGCUUCGUGAGACAUUUGAUUUUGAUGAUGACUGUGAUAGUUUAACGUGGGAGGAGAAUGAGGAAACUUUGCUUCUUUGGGAAGACUUCACAAACUGUAACCCUUCAAUUGACCUCCAAGGAGAGGAGGAAAACCUGGGAAACUUGAUCCAUGAAACUGAGUCUUUCUUUAAAACGAGAGAUAAGGAAUACCAAGAAACAAUAGGGCAGAUAGAGCUGGAAUUGGCCACAGCCAAGAGUGACAUGAAUCGCCAUCUCCACGAGUAUAUGGAAAUGUGCAGUAUGAAAAGGGGGCUGGAUGUACAGAUGGAAACCUGUCGUAGGCUCAUCAAAGGCUCAGCUGACAGAAAUUCUCCAUCUCCCAGCUCUGUAGCCAGCAGUGACUCAGGAAACACAGAUGAAAUUCAGGAUGAGUUGGACAGAGAGACGGAUGUGGAGCCCAUGGUCAGCUGAUACAUUUGAAGCAUUCCAGUGAAAAGGGAAGAAGAUUCAAGAUUAGAAAAUCAAUACCCUGAUGGAGGGGAAAAAAAAAAAAAAAAAGACUUGUAAGCCCUUGCACAGGGUACCUAAGGACUCAUUCCUACAUGCAUCCCCACCCCACCCAAGGAUUGGUGCUGUAAAUUUCUAUUGUUUUACAGAUCAUAAAUGCAGAGUCCUGUAGAGAAAACUUGGUAUUUUAAUUGUGCCUUUGCCCCAAGCUGAGCCACUUUGAGCUCCAGUGGAAUAUUAAUAGCAGGUGUUUUUAUAAAAAAAAAAAAAGUUAUUUUAAAAAAUAAUUCUGGUAGCAGCAGAGAAUGGUGCUGCAAAGGCUGUGGGUAUUUCAAUAAACUCAUGGUUUUAUUGAAUUGCUGCACUGAUUUACAAAAGGAAUGCUGGCAAAAUGAGAAAUGAACCCAAAAUAAUUAUGGUACAAUUACCAAUGUCUGGCACAAAAAAAAAAAAGCCUCCAAAUUGAACUGUAAACAUAUUAAAAUAGCAGGUUUAGAGACAGCUUUUAGGAUUAAUCAGUUAUACAAUAUUAAAAGGAAUUUCUUCAUUCCAUCUUUCUGGCUGAAGGAUCCUUUGAGAUUUGUAGAAGCUUUCUGCUGGAUUCCAGAAUCAGAAAGAGCCUCAGAAGUCUCAGCUGGGUGGCAAAGCAGGUGGACAAAGGAGGGCUCAUGGGGUGGGACUAUCACUGAUAAACUACUAUGCAAAAAAAAAAA
Messenger RNA from Calypte anna (Anna's hummingbird), 2570 nucleotides. It is a transcript of the gene IFFO2, whose product is annotated as intermediate filament family orphan 2. NCBI's taxonomy places the organism in Eukaryota, Metazoa, Chordata, Aves, Apodiformes, Trochilidae. Bases 313 to 1821 code for a protein of 502 amino acids. The transcript is spliced from 9 exons. The record is from RefSeq and is a predicted model, not a curated record.